GCCAAACAAAAUAUCUCUCGGUCUUGUGAUUGGUAACAGGACGACCUCCUCAAGACCGCCAUCCAACAGAGCCUCAGCCAAGAGUACACACUUCGCAAUGCCUCUGGACCCAACUCUCAAGCUCCGCCCAGGCCGCCCAUCUGACGUACCCGCCCUGGCCGACAUCUUCCUCGAUGCCUUUUCAGGAAACCCCAUCGGUCAGAAUUUCUUCCCCCGCGACACGCCCUCCGCCCGCAGCUUCUGGACCAACACCCUGACCGAGGAGAUCCAUGAUCCCAAGGUCAACUUCCUCGUCGUUACCGCCACAAAAGACCACGCCAGCCCCUCUUCCGCGGACCAAGAUGAGCAGCCCAUCAUCGCCUUUGCCAAAUGGGUUCGGCCGCUCCCGCCAGGCACACCCCAGGCGCCUUGGCCCGCGGAUGACGAGUGGCCCGCGGACGGCGAUCCGCCGCGCGCAGCCGUCUUCUUCCGGAAGCUGGCGGGUAUGCACGAGGAGAUCAUGGGCGCGCGAGCCCACUGGUAUUUGGAGAUCAUUGUCACGCGGGCGGCGCAUCAGGGCCGCGGGGCGGGGGCCAUGCUGAUGCAGUGGGGUGCGGAACGUGCGGAUCGGGAGGGUGUGGAGUGUUAUCUGGAUGCGACGCCUGCAGGGAAGCCGCUAUAUGAGAGGUUCGGGUUUCGAGAUGCGGUGGAGACAUGGCCGUUCUUUGAUGAGCAGUAUCGGCACUCGUUCAUGGUGAGGAAACCGAAGGGGUGGCAGGAAGGUGUGAAUGAGUCGUCCUAGGGCAAUCUGACGGCGGCCCUUGGAUAACGGCAGUUCGUCCUCCGCUCCUAAGUGGAACUUCAUAUGUAAGGCAAGACAGGGCCCAGAAUUGCAAGACGCAAACUGAGGGUCAAGAAAAAAGACCAUCGCAACUCCUGCAACCAAUAUGUAGAAUAUGCUAUUCUUGUAAUGGGGCCUUGAUAACC
Molecule: messenger RNA, 966 nt
Organism: Cryphonectria parasitica EP155
Lineage: Eukaryota; Fungi; Ascomycota; Sordariomycetes; Diaporthales; Cryphonectriaceae
Product: acyl-CoA N-acyltransferase
Exons: 1
Coding region: 98-781 (227 amino acids)
Molecular function (GO): acyltransferase activity, transferring groups other than amino-acyl groups
Source: RefSeq, a predicted model, not a curated record